AUGGACGCCCCUGGCGCACACAACGCAAACGGGGGCUCCGAGAAGGGCCUCUCAGAGCACGAAACCCCCACCACCCCAGACCGACCCCCAAGACCCAAGCCCAACAACCAGAAUCGACGUCAUCGAGGGAGCGAGGGCAGUUCCGAGGAAAGUGAUAACCAAGAGGAAGAUGAUGAUAAUGGGGAAGAAGAAGAAGAAGAAGACGGGGAGGAGGAGGAGGAGGAGGAGGAGGAGGACGACGACGACGACGACGACGACGACGAAGAGCCUCGAUUGAAAUACGCCUUUCUCACUAAACAUCUGGGAUCGGUGUACCGCAAUGGGGACGCGACCAGUGCAUUCCUUGUUGCGGGCGAUAAGAUGAUCAUAGGAACUCAUAAUGGAGUAGUCCAUGUUCUGUCCUUGCCUCUGUUGCAGCCGCUCCGUGUAUACCAGGCACAUUCAGCAAGUGUAACAUCCAUAUCUGUGUCGCCUUUUCCGCCUCCUGUGCCGUCUUCUAGGCCCGAUGCCUCUUUCCAGAAAAGCGCAGAAGAUCCUCGCCCUCUAACGCGAACUUCUACAGCUUCAGGCAGUAUCCGUGGCCCGCCAAGGUCGAAUCAGCAUGCGCCUGUCCCGCUUAACCCAUCGAAUUCGAUCUACAUUGCGUCAUCUUCAAUCGACGGAAACGUAUGUAUAUCGUCUCUCGCGGACCCCAAAGAUAUUCUCAAACGAAAUUUCGGUCGGCCUGUUCAAGCAGUCGCACUAUCUCCGAACUACAAACAUGACAGGACGUUUCUAUCCGGUGGCCGUGCUGGCGAGCUGAUAGUAACCACGGGAGGCCGCAUUGGGGCAAGCUCCAAUGCAACUACAAUGGGCGGUGCUACCGCCGCAGCAUCCAGUUGGCUAGGAUCGAUGGGCCUUGGCGGAAACAACAGCGGCAAGGAUACCGUAUUGCAUAGCGGCGAAGGUGCUAUCAGCACUUUGAAGUGGUCUUUAUCGGGUAAAUAUGUUGCAUGGGUCAACGAAGAAGGAAUCAAGAUCAUGCGUUCUAAUCUGCAUCUGGAAUCCUCCGAGCUGGAAUUUGCAUGGAAACGGAUUAGCCACAUCGAUCGGCCCAAUGGCCCUGGCUGGGAAGAAAUGGCUGGCGUUUGGAAAGCACGUGCGGAAUGGAUCGAUAAAUCCGCCUUGGUGGAUCACGACAACUUAGAUCCAGAGGAUCACUCAAUACGGCCGCAACCUACAUCCGCAAUGCCAACCGAGGAUAUCGAGAAGCUUAUCGUCGGUUGGGGAGGCACAGUCUGGGUCGUUGAUGUCUACCCAAACCGUGCAAGCAAAUCGUCCAAGGGUGAAAAGUACGGCUCUGCUGAGGUCGCUACGAUAUUGAGGACGGAUUGUCUGAUAGCUGGAAUUUCAUUGUACACACCUCGGCUUAUUGUUGUCCUUGCAUAUAUGGAAGCCGAGGGUGAUUCUUCAGAUGAUGUUACCACCAGCCCUGGGAGACGCCACCGCCAACGCGGCCUAGAGCCAGAGCUCCGCAUCAUCGACAUGGACACGAAGGAAGAACUCAGCGCUGACACUAUCUCGGUUGGCCGAUUUGCAGGUCUGUCUGCUUCGGAUUAUCAUUUAAGUGUUCUACCGCCCUGGAAAGUUCCCGAGGGGCAGGUAGCCCAGCGAGGUACUCUUGAAACUCUGGGCCACGGUCUCUUAGAUGCGACCAUGUACCCUGCACGGCUAUUUAGCUCUGGCGCCAGCAUCCGAAGCACUACCAGUAGUGGAGACCAAUGGUCCGGUAGAGUGCCCCCUUCCUUUGGUUCGAAAGGCCCGUCUAUCAACGAGCCACCUUCUAGCGAGAUCCAAGACGUUUCAGGCGCCCCAGGCGCCAAAAUCUUUAUUCAUAGCCCCUUCGAUUGUGUCGUAGCUAUGAAACGAGAUGUCACUGACCGACUGGCAUGGUUGGACUCGCGUGGUGAAUACGAAGAAGCAUGGAACCUGCUGAAUGAGCACCCUGAGGCUGCGGGCUCAGCUCAUGAUCUCCAUGAAGCAUCUUCUGGGCCCUCACGGCCUCAUUCAAGCCUGGGUGACUUUUUCGCAGACGACCAAUCAUCAAUAACCACAGCCGGGCGAGAAAAGUUCCUCGCAGCGGAGCAGGAAAAGGCCCGAAUCGGAGAACUUUGGAUUGAACAGCUCCUUGGAGACGAUAAAUGGAGCGAGGCCGCCGCAGUCUGCGGCAAAGUGAUCUUCAAUACCAACCGCUGGGAACACUGGGCAAAGGUGUUCAUCGGCAAGGGAAAAUAUGAUGAGAUUACACCAUUUAUCCCGACUGACCUGCAUGCCAUGCUACCGGGUGGCAUUUAUGAAGACGUGUUGAGUCACUACGUCUCGCGAGACCUAACGCGAUUCAAAAAGUUGGUGGAUUCGUGGCCGUCUGACUUGUUUGAUCCGGAAAAUGUUACCGCAACGAUCCAAAACCAACUUCAAUCUAGUUCAGUCCAAACCGGAUCUGAUGAUUGGCGAGUUUUGACAGCUUGUCUCGCCAAACUGUAUCUCGUUGGUGGGCAUUAUCAAGAGGCUGUCCGUUGCUAUGUCACGCUCCAAGACGCUGAUACAGCAAUGGCUUUGAUUAAGGAACAUCAUCUCGUCGAUGCAGUGUCUGAUAAUAUCCCAGACCUGGUGAUGCUACGUGUAUCCAAGGAGCGGAUGAAAUCAGCACCAAUCUCGGAGCUUGAGGAACUGACAGCCGAGCCAAUCCAGCUGCUUGCAAGUGAGGCCUACACAGGCAUUGUGCCCCCGGAGCGAGUGGUGCAGCAACUGAGCUCGGCGAAUCGCAUCCUCUUUCUCUAUUUCUAUCUGCGUGCGCUCUGGCGCGGCGAAUCCUCUCCGCGUCAGAAGUCCAAGCCUCAAAGAGGUCGCGGGGCCUAUACCCGGGAUGCAGCGAGCAAGCUGGCCGCUGAUGAAGGAAAAGCCUUGCUUGAUCCUUUUGCCGACACCGCUGUAGAAGUCUUUGCAGAGUAUGACCGGCCUCUCCUCAUGGAAUUCCUGCAAACAAGCAUAUCCUACACGUUUGAGACGGCCACACAGAUCUGCGAACAGCGCCAUUUCACGCCUGAGCUGAUCUAUCUGUUGUCAAAGAUGGGCCAGACCAAGCGGGCCUUGAAUCUGAUUCUGUCCGAUCUCAAAGAUGUCUCGCAGGCCAUCUCCUUUGCCAAGUCGCAAGAUGAUCCAGAUCUGUGGGAGGAUCUUCUCGACUACUCAAUGGAUAAGCCGAAGUUCAUUCAUGGCCUUCUUGUGGAAGCCGGGACCGCCAUCGACCCAAUCAAACUUGUUCGCCGUAUCCCAAGUGGGCUCGAGAUCGAAGGGCUUCGCGAUGGCCUCACACGGUUAAUUCGGGAGCACGAUCUGCAAGCCAGUAUCAGCCACGGAGCAGCACGAAUCAUGCAAAGUGAAGUUGCUCUUGGAAUGGAUACGCUUCGCAAGGGACAGCGCCGUGGCAUUAAGUUCAAUAUAGCUGAAGACAAGGUAGCCACUGGGGAGAGAAGCGUGGACUCGGUGUCUCACUCGAGGCCGCAGCCCGAUACCGCCUCAGAGUCCAGUGCCUCGACUAAACGGGCCAGUCCAAGCCAAGGAACAUGCGGCGGUUGUCAUUCUCCUUUCCAGACCAACGGUAGCGAGAGAUCCUUAUUGGCUUUGCAUGCGGGCAUGUCUUUCAUAUCUCUCAUUUGCAUCCGGAUGCAUCGCAGCAUCAGUCCAACACAAGUAGCCCCGGAGACCGAACCCCCCCGGCCAUCAUCUCCCGUCGACGAACCCUUCUCCUCAACCGCCUCUCGUACCGUUGGCCCAAAGGUGACAACCGCGCGACUUCUCCGCGACAAGAUCGGCGACGGAUGCCAGAUUUGUGCAUUGAAUAAAAAGAUCGAGUCGCUCGGCACCGAAGUCGAAGUAUGA
Messenger RNA from Penicillium chermesinum, 3921 nucleotides. Its product is annotated as CLH domain-containing protein. Gene Ontology annotation, molecular function: protein binding. Bases 1 to 3921 code for a protein of 1306 amino acids. The transcript is spliced from 5 exons. The record is from RefSeq and is a predicted model, not a curated record. Gene Ontology annotation, biological process: vesicle-mediated transport; protein targeting to vacuole; macroautophagy. Gene Ontology annotation, cellular component: late endosome; HOPS complex. Lineage: Eukaryota; Fungi; Ascomycota; Eurotiomycetes; Eurotiales; Aspergillaceae.